AUGUACCCAGCGACCAUGAUGCAUCAGCAUUACGAUCCAACCCAGCGAGAAUGGUUUCGACGGUCCGUGCAACAUCCUAGCAAAGUUGUUUUGACUUCGCCAAAUUUGGACACGUCCGGUCUCGGGUAUUUUGUGACAAUGAGUCACACGCUUUAUGAUGGUAAAGACGCCGCGAUGCACCAUGUUAACGACCCGGUGGUGGCGGUGAUCGGUGUCGACAUUCCGUUGAACUUCUGGCAUCGGUUUCUGAAGCAGAAUUUGAAACUGUGCCGAGAGCAGUCCAUCAGUUGUUUUCUCUUUGAUGACCACGGGUUUAUCGUAGCUUACGGGAAUUACGUAACUGGUGAGGAUUUGAUCCGUCGUUCAGAGGGUAUGCACAUUACUCACAAGGAGCCCGCAAUAGCUAGCGAAGUACUUCAGUAUCGCAGUUUUGUUCGCAAGGUAGUUUGCAGGCGUUACGAGGACCAAACUCUUCAACGCGUUUACAUCUUCAACAGCAGCUAUGAAGACGUGAUACGCAGCAACGACGGCUGUUUGCACUUCCAGAUCGCACCGGUGCCGCUGACCAACGUUUUUCUGGCCGUGGUCAAUCGAUCCUGUCAUCGGCCAACGGCGUUUUGUCCUUGCUCAGUCACUGACCGCCGCUGCCUCAACUGCUACCGCUCAGAACCGACCGAGUGCGAGUGCCCGUGCGAAUGCCCCUACACAUCAAGUCACUGCACCAGCGAUUUUCUUCACGGAUUACAUAACAUCCAGUACCCGAUGUGUGAACUGAACACUUUUCGCAGUUUUCAUUCUGAUUAUGAUUUCUUCCAGUGGUCGAGCGUUGACCUUCAUCAGUGCUUGAACACGAACUGCAUGGAGUACAACUCUGAAAGCUCAUGCUCAGCGGUCAUCGGCUGUGAAUGGUGUAUCUACAAAUACGACCAUUCAACACCGCUUCAGAACCCAUACUGCGCGUCGGUCCAUGUUUGUUUCGCUGGUGUUCAAGGGUUGUCCCCUCUUGGACUUAGUGAGACUGAACUGCUUGGCGAUGCUUUUAUGGCAUCAUCGACUCCUAUUGGUCCGGUAGCUGGUGGAAUUAUGGGCGUUUUUGUGCUUCUUGUGGUCGGUGUAUACUGGUACCGUCAUCUGGUGACGAAUAUCAUGAAUAGAUUGAACAGCAGUUCUGGGUCGCGAUUAAACAGUAACGAUGAAUUGGAAGAGGAGUUUCAUUUCGACGACGGUGGGGUGUUAGGUAGCCCGCAGGUGCAGCCACAGCUGAAGAAUAUGCCACCCCCUUCCCAAAACGGUGUUGGCCUGUUGUUGGCGUCCUUCGAGCGUCAGAACCUAGUUCUUCCGGCACCUCGGGCGAGGCCAAGAUGGCGACCCGGUCCGCGAACCGAAUCGUCUGACCCGGGCUAUUCGACGAUGACCGGCAACUGUGACGAUUCAGAACAAACGACUACCGUCGAUCUGCUACUUCCCGGCAUUGCCGGUACCAAGAAGGUUCCCAGACCGAAUCGACACAGUGCUCCUAUAAGCAAUCCUGAUGACUGCCACAAUGGCCGCGAUUUUUCGGCAAAAUCUGCUGGCCUAUUGCACACCGACGCAAAAGUAAUGGUAUCCUUUGAUUGCUGUGCUAUUCCAAAGGAUACUCGGGAAUUGAUGUCCGAUGAUGACUUUGGCAAGCAGAUCGCCGUCGACGACUCGACGACCACAACUGCAUCAUCGGAACAGACGACCGUCGAUGCCGAUGCAGUGACUGGUAUCAACAAUGAGUUUGUCAUUCAGGCUCAGAUCCACUCCUCCGCUUGA
Molecule: messenger RNA, 1797 nt
Organism: Soboliphyme baturini
Lineage: Eukaryota; Metazoa; Nematoda; Enoplea; Dioctophymatida; Soboliphymatidae
Source: the annotation of a GenBank genome assembly